AUGUCCCGUAUCCUUGAUGAUUCCCCCGAAGGUGGAGCCCCACGCCUUGCCGACUCUCCAGUCCAAGAAAACGUUGACCUCCCGACAUCUGCCGUCGACAACAGCCCUGUCGCCGCAUUUUCCUACCGCCCUCAGUCGACGAUCAGUUUUGACCCCACCUUCACCAAUUCACCCAAGCUCUUCGAAGAAGAUGAGCUCACCGAAAUGCCCAGCCCGAUCACCCCGAGCCGACGAAGGGAGAGCGUAGCGAGCAACUGGAGUUCAACAGCAAGGACCGCCGCAAGUACCAUACGGUUGAAUAAUCCCCCUACGCCAAGUGGCAGGCGGCCUCCCAGUCGGAAAGGCACUAUUGGAGGAAUGAGCGUCGAAGAGACCGAGCAGCGAUUCUUGCCGCCCCAGCAAGAAUUCUAUGACGAUAACGGGGAGGACUCGAACGAGGAACUUGGGAUUCGUGCCAACAUUUGGCCGGCAUAUUUAGAAGAGGCAUGGGAGAGGGACUCUGAAAUGCUUGAUGCUUGGCAUAAGAGUCUGGAUGUCUUGUUAAUUUUCGCGGCCCUCUUCUCCUCGCUUUUAUCCCAACUUUUGGGUAGUAUUUCCGCUAUGCUCCAACCCGAUAGUGGUGGCCAGUCGGUCGCAUUAUUAGCCGAAAUACUCAAUGAAAUGAGAAAUCCCGGCAACGCCUCCUCGGCUAUUUCUUCUUCAGACAUCCUCAUGUUCAGCCCAGGCUCUGGAGCCCGUUGGGUCAAUGGUUUAUGGUUCAUGUCUCUCGGGCUCAGUCUUACCGCCGCGCUCGCUGCAGUCUUAGCAAAAGAGUGGCUCGCUGCUUACGUCUCGGACCGACCGACUCAACCUAAAAAACGUGCAAUCCAACGACAACGCCGUCGAGAAAGUCUUGAUCGGUGGAUGCUUCCAGCCGUCAUCAGCAUCUUACCUAUGUUGAUGCAUGCCUCCCUACUCAUAUUUUUCGUCGGUCUCAUUAUCUGGCUCUGGAUGCUCGAUUUGAUCAUUGCCCUCACUUUCACAAUUAUGUUUAUUGGAAUCAUCCUCUACUACUUUGGCACGACCGGCUUGGCGAUCAUGUACCCCAACUGCCCUUACCAAACUCCCAUCGCGACUUACCUCCGCCCACUAUUUUACGAGUUUGGGUGGGUAAGAGAGAGUGCGGUUAGUGCGGCUGAAAUGACCGCCCGAGCGCUCGCUUGGGUCGUCACUAGCGCAGACGACAACCAAACCCGGGACGUGGCAGUUUUAGCGUCCACGGCCGUUCCCGGUGGCGCCCACGCCGUCGUUCUUGCCGAAUCGGGUGCGCGAACUCUGGCGUUGACACGAUUGGAAGAUAUGCUCCGCCGGGUCUCGAGUGCUGCCAAUGUCCAUCCGGGCGGGGAGCUUGCGGCCGAAAAGAUCGCCAGCGAUGCCAUUCCGGAUGCUUUGCACUUGAUUCAUGCGUACCUUCAUCUAGGCUCGAUUCACCGCUACUAUCGUUUCGCGCUUGAUACUCAUACUGAGAAGGUCAUCAAUGUUCGACGGUAUGCUACGUUCUUGGAUAAAUGCGCUGCUAGUCGGGCCCCAGGUGCCCGUGCGCUUGUUGUCGCGCUGCGGAUUAGUGACGGGCGGGAGGACCGAGAUGAAGAGGUAUAUAGUUUACUCAAGGGACACGCGGACGGUAACGGAAGACUUCCGAGCUGGGCACUACACAAGCUUUUAACCGGGGCUGUUUACCAUCGAAUAAAAGACAGGCCCGCAUUUGCGAAACGCAUUCUUCCCCACGUUCUCAAGAUCUAUGUCCGCAGCGAAGAAAUCCCUCCUCCACUCCGACAAGCAUUCGUCCUUACUCUAUGCACGAUUUGCGUUCCCAAGUUUGAUCUGUUUGCCCUGGCCUUGACGCUCGAAGUCGUGCCUAUGGAUCUGCAAAAGCGUAUCGCGGAUGCAUUUGUCGUUCAGUCCCUCUCGAGGCUGUUUGAUGGCCAAUGGAACGAAUGUGUCGGCGACCUUCGUCCGGACCUGUUGCUCCCAAUCAGCCUGGCAGCUCAAGCCAUGUCGUCCAACCCGGUGUACAAGGAACUUAUCCAAGACAUGCGGUGGGACGUGGCACUCAAAGCACCUGCGUUCAAAAAGGUUGCGUUCCCGUGCCUGACCCAAUUCACCGAUUCGUUGAACGAUAUUUCUCCUCUCCAACUCGUCGAAUCUUAUGCGCUCGAGAUGCUCCGGACUGUAUCCCCCCAAGGGCUAUUCACGCUCCCUUGGUUGAGUAUUAUCAACUCUGAAGCGCUCCAGCCUUCGUUGUUCCCGCACUCGGCUAUUCCUAUUAUUCUUUCGACGGUUAAAGAAGAGUUGUCUGGUGGUCAGGAUAACCCCCAUGCCCGCGGUAUCGUCUCUGGUGCAUGUGCCGUACUCCGAAUUCUCUGCAACAGCCAUGAACACCGAGCCGUUCUAUUUAGGGAAAGCACAGCCGAAACUAUUCUCCAAAUUCUGCAACUAGGACGAGAUGCCAAGUUCGAGUUCAAGGCGGACAUGAUACGCGCAGCCACGGACGUCGCGUUCCAGCUCGUGGCAGCAUGCGGUCCAAGUGCAACAAGCACGGGCGCAGAUCAAGCAGCGCUCUCGACGGUCCGAUACCUCCUCCAAGCCAACAUUCUCGGCGUUCUUCGGCCGUACUUUGACAACCUUGGCCUGCCCGUCUCUCAUAUCCUGAUAUGGACAAGCGUCUUGCUGCGCGUUUGGUGCUCGCGAUACCGGGACGCGGUGGUUGAUUCCGGAUUGGUCGGCUGGCUACGUAAAGACGCGCUGGCUCAAAAGAUGCACCAAAACAAGGAGCACCAGGAACUUUGGAAGCAGUUGAACGAGUUCCACGAUCGAGUCAGAAACAGGAAGCAUAUUCCGAACUCGAGGUAUUCGGAGAAACGACGUGGCACGGAAGAGGCUGGAGGGGAUAUGGUGGCCAAGUGGGAGGGUGCUUGUCAGAGGUAUAGACUGGCCAAGUCCCCACGUCAGACGGUCUAG
Rhizoctonia solani is the source of this 3000-nucleotide messenger RNA. RefSeq lists its product as uncharacterized. The coding region runs from base 1 to 3000 and encodes 999 amino acids. The record is from RefSeq and is a predicted model, not a curated record. Lineage: Eukaryota; Fungi; Basidiomycota; Agaricomycetes; Cantharellales; Ceratobasidiaceae. The transcript is spliced from 4 exons.